ACUACCACCGCUGCUGCUACUAUCUCUACUACUACCACCACCGCUGCUAUUACUAUCUCUAAUACUACUACCACCGCUGCUACUACUAUCACUACUACUACCACCACCGCUGCUACUACUAUCACUACUAUUACCACCACUGCUACUACUACUAUCUCUACUACUACCACCACCACAGCUACUACUAUCUCUACUACUACCACCACCACUGCUGCUACUACUAUCACUACUACUACCACCACCACAGCUACUACUAUCUCUACUACUACCACCACCACUGCUGCUACUACUAUCACUACUACUACCACCACCACAGCUACUACUAUCUCUACUACUACCACCACCACAGCUACUACUACCAUCACCACUGCUACUACUAUCUCUACUACUACCACCACCACUGCUGCUACUACUAUCACUACUACUACCACCACCGCUGCUACUACUAUCUCAACUACUACCACCACCGCUGCUACUACUAUCACUACCACCACCGCUGCUACUACUAUCACUACUACUACCACCACCGCUGCUACUACUAUCUCUACUACUACCACCACCGCUGCUAAUACUAUCUCUACUACUACCACCACCGCUGCUACUACUAUCUCUACUACUACCACCACCCCUGCUACUACUAUCUCUACCACCACCACCGCUACUACUACUAUCUCUACCAUCGCUGCUACUACUAUCUCUACUACUACCAAUGCUACUACUAUCUCUACCACCACCACCGCUGCUAUUACUAUCUCUACUACUACCACCACCGCUGCUACUACUAUCUCUACUACUACCACUGCUACUUCUAUCUCUACCACCACUGCUGCUACUACUAUCUCUACUACUACCACUGCUACUACUAUCUCUACCACCACCACCGCUGCUACUACUAUCUCUACUACUACCACUGCUACUACUAUCUCUACUACUACCACUGCUACUUCUAUCUCUACCAUCACCGCUGCUACUACUAUCUCUACUACUACCACUGCUACUACUAUCUCUACUACUACCACUGCUACUACUAUCUCGACUACCACCACCACCGCUGCUACUACUAUCUCUACUACUACCACUGCUACUUCUAUCUCUACCAUCACCGCUGCUACUACUAUCCCUACUACUACCACAAACACUGCUGCUACUGUCUAUUCUACUACCAUCACCACUGCUACUACUAUCUCUACUACUUCCACAAACACUGCUGCUACUACUGUCUCUACUUCUACCACCACCGCUGCUACUACUAUCUCUACUACUACCACCACCACUGCUACUACUAUCUCUACUACAACCAGUACCACUGCUACUACUAUCUCUACUACAACCAGUACCGCUGCUACUACUAUCUCUACUACUACCACCACCACUGCUACUACUAUCUCUACUACAACCAGUACCACUGCUACUACUAUCACUACUACUACCACCACCGCUGCUACUACUAUCUCUACUACAACCAGUACCACUGCUACUACUAUCUCUACUACUACAACCAGUACCACUGCUACUACUAUCUCUACUACUACCACCACCGCUGCUACUACUAUCUCGACUACCACCACCAGCGCUGCUACUACUAUCUCGACUACAACCAGUACCACUGCUACUACUAUCUCUACUACUACCACCACCACAGCUACUAUUAUCUCUACCACCACCGCUGCUACUACUAUCUCUACUACUACCACCACCGCUGCUACUACUAUCUCUACCACCACCACUGCUACUACUAUCUCUACUACUAUCACCACUCCUGCUACUACUAUCUCUACUACUACCACCACCGCUGCUACUACUAUCUCUACCACCACCCCUGCUACUACUAUCACUGCUACUACCACCACCACUCUUAAUGUAGAAGAGCCGAAAGUGACGUUGUCUAAGACGUUGAACACUUUAUCAUCGUUACGAAUCUUUGAUCCAGAACACGAGGCAGCGGAUCCUGACAUAGCUGACCUCAUUCUGAUAAGCGGCAACGUAUUUCACUACGCCGCCCACAGACAUCUGAACAUGAAUGGGAAUGAUGCCUGA
This is a messenger RNA of Haliotis rufescens (red abalone), 2037 nucleotides long. Its product is annotated as mucin-5AC-like. The transcript is spliced from 2 exons. NCBI's taxonomy places the organism in Eukaryota, Metazoa, Mollusca, Gastropoda, Lepetellida, Haliotidae. The annotation marks the transcript as partial. The record is from RefSeq and is a predicted model, not a curated record.